Messenger RNA from Phanerochaete carnosa HHB-10118-sp, 1302 nucleotides. RefSeq lists its product as uncharacterized. The record is from RefSeq and is a predicted model, not a curated record. Gene Ontology annotation, biological process: vesicle-mediated transport. Lineage: Eukaryota; Fungi; Basidiomycota; Agaricomycetes; Polyporales; Phanerochaetaceae. Bases 52 to 1302 code for a protein of 416 amino acids. Gene Ontology annotation, molecular function: guanyl-nucleotide exchange factor activity; small GTPase binding. The transcript is spliced from 5 exons. Gene Ontology annotation, cellular component: endocytic vesicle; cytosol.
CGCCUACCACGUCCUCCGUGCUGGUCAACAAUAUUCACUUCCGAUAUUGUUAUGACCUCAGAAGCCGAACAUAAUCUGGUGGACACCCAAGAUUUUCUCUCGAAGCUACAGAUUUCCUCGUCUGCCGCUGCACAUGAUCCCGAGCUCGAUCCAUGGCAGGACACGCCGGCAGUCGCAGAUGACCUCGAGGCGACACAGCAUGAGCCAGCGCAUACACGGACGCUAGAAGACGUAUCAGUCUUGGACCCAACCACGGCACAGGGGCUCGCUGCCGAAGCUCACACAGGACUUGGGCCCGCAAAGCCUGAGGCGAGCGCGGACAUCCUGCAGGAGUUCGACCCGCUCGCCAGUCACGAGGAGAAGGCCGCAAAGGAAGCAUGGGAGAGCUCCGAGUCGCAUCCACCACCAUUACCACCAUCACCGCCGCCUCCUGCGUCCCGGCCAGCAGCACUCGAUGCCGCGCAGGCUGCACCCGACGAGCAGCAGAGGCCGCCUGUGAAGCUCGAGGACGAUCCGCCCGCACGCUCAACGUCCCCGCUGUCCUCGUUCCCGUCGCUCGCGGCCCUCGCACGGACGUUCGCGCUCCCACUCGCCGGCUCACGUCCGCGUCCGCGCUCGCUCGACACCGCCGCGGCCGUGCCGUCGCCCGCGACGCUCUCGUCCUUCGCGGCACAGCAGCAACAGACCCCUGCCGCUGCGCCUUCGCCGCCCCAGAGUGGGCGGAGUACCCCUGCGGGAGGGACGGGACGUGCGCCCCACGACGCCGACCCGCCACAGUUCGACUUCCAGCGGUUCCUGGACCAGCUCAAGGGGGCGGAGCCUGUAGCUAAAUACCUGCGCUCGUUCUUGGGCAACUUCACCAAGCGGACGUUCACGGUGAACGAUCAGGUGAAGCUGAUCAACGAGUUCUUAAAUUUCAUCUCGGGCAAGAUGCGGGAGGCAGACGUUUGGCGCAACGUUUCGGAAGCAGAGUUUGACAAUGCGAUGGAGGGCAUGGAGAAGCUCGUUAUGAACCGCUUAUAUGACUACACAUUCACGCCACAAGUAGCGCGGAUGAUCCCUCCUCGGCCAAUAACCUCGGACGACCUUGAACGCGAUCGUGUACUCUCGCAGCGGAUAGCGCUGUUCGGAUGGGUAGAACCACAUCACCUUGACAUCCCGGAAGGAUCUGGCUUUGAAGGUUUCCUCAUGUUCGCCCAGCAAGAACUGUUGAAGAUCAACCACUACAAAGCGCCGCGGGAUAAACUUAUCUGUAUUCUGAACUCCUGCAAGGUCAUAUUUGGUCCGCCAUCGCACGUAUAA